CUUUCAAAGUCCAGGCUGUUCGGCUCAGACUUGAAGUGAUCAUUCAGCUCUUGACUUGAUUAGGGAAAAGGAUGACAGGAGCAACUUUUAUGCGAUUUGCUGCCCGGACUGUGCUAUCGGCACAUGCUUGUAAAGCCGUCAAGAUCCGAGGAUAUCAUCGACAAUACUUGACUACUUUCAGGAGCAAUACCUCAACUAUUAACGGUGGAAGAACUGCAUUCUUUCUCACCUUACCAGUACUAUCUUAUCUAGGCUUGGAAGCCUACAGGAGGGUGCAGAGUGCAACUGUGGUCCAUGCUCUGGAAAAAGCUGAAGAGGCUGUGGAACAAGCAGACUACCUGUACAGCUGUGGGGAGACAGAGAAACUCUACCAGCUUCUGCUACAGUAUAAGGACAGUGAUGAUGCGGAGUUCCUGUGGAGGCUAGCGCGGGCAUCUCGUGACCUCUCCCUCCUCGCUCACAUUGCUGCUGACGAGAAGAAGAGGCUGACCUUUGAGGCAUUUGAAUACGCCAAGAAGGCCCUGGAGAAAAAUGAGGCCUGCUUCGCAGCACACAAAUGGUAUGCAGUGUGCCUCAGUGACAUAGGCGAUUACGAGGGGGUCAAAGUAAAAAUAGGAAAUUCUUACAUCAUUAAAGAACAUUUACAGAGGGCCAUCGAGCUAAAUCCAAAAGAUGCCACAUCUAUCCAUAUCUUGGGUUAUUGGUGUUUUGCCUUCGCUGAGUUGGCGUGGUAUCAACGUAAAGUGGCAGCCAUGAUCUUCGCCUCUCCUCCCACUGCCACAUACGAAGAGGCUUUGGCGUUCUUCCUGAAAGCUGAAGAAGUGGACCCAAACUUCUACAGUAAGAAUCUACUUAUGCUGGGGAAGUCGUACAUGGCAUUGAAGGACCAGGGGAAUGCUGUGCUCUGGCUGAGAAAGGCACGGGACUACCCCCCUCACACAGAGGAAGACAAGGAGGUCCAUAAAGAAGCCCUUGACCUUCUGAAGAAGCUCAGUGCAUAAGAUGACCUAGUCACAUGGAGGCAAGAGUGCACUGUGUUGAUAAUAGGUGUAAUCUAUGUCUAUCUACUAUAUGUAUAUUUUUGUUCCUGACGCAAGAGUGUACAUAGGCUAUACUGUACGGCAUUAACAGGAAAUGAUACAUGCUUAUCUACUAACCUGUGUAUAGUGAUUUACAGAUGCUGUGCUUUAACUUUAAUUAAACGUUAUUUAAAUUU
Salmo salar (Atlantic salmon) is the source of this 1216-nucleotide messenger RNA. RefSeq names its product regulator of microtubule dynamics 1 (gene rmdn1). NCBI's taxonomy places the organism in Eukaryota, Metazoa, Chordata, Actinopteri, Salmoniformes, Salmonidae. Gene Ontology annotation, cellular component: spindle microtubule; mitotic spindle pole; cytoplasm. Gene Ontology annotation, molecular function: microtubule binding. The record is from RefSeq and is marked provisional.